Messenger RNA from Schistosoma margrebowiei, 3898 nucleotides. The record is from the annotation of a GenBank genome assembly. Lineage: Eukaryota; Metazoa; Platyhelminthes; Trematoda; Strigeidida; Schistosomatidae.
UAUUGGGUCAUUCAAAGCGCUUCAUAUAUACUGCUACGGUACGUUAUGGAAAUAAGCUCACAAAGGUCCCAAACAGCUAGCCACAUUGUAGACCAGAUAAAAAGCCAAGGAUUAUUUGAUAAAAUUAGAAAGCAAUGUCUUGAAGAUGUUGACGUAAACUUAGACUACCAAGUUCUCCAAAAGAAGGUGAAUUCUUUUGUUUCAUCAUUUCUCCAAAAUCAGUCAUGGAAUCCUGGAGUUGAGAAGUUGAAGUUAAGGGAACAGCUACGGACCAAACUGUUAAGUACCAAAAUGUUGUCUUGUGGAGUUGACAAACUCGUUAACCAGGCACUUGAUGCUAAAAUGCCUAAAAAUUUCAAGAAUCAAGUCCAGAAUAUUGUUUGCGAUUACUUUGACUUAAACCCCGAGUCAAUAUUAGCUAGUAGCCUAGGUAACCAAAAUUGUGUUGAAAUAAGACCUGCAAUAUACCCUGAAAAUCCGACGGGACCAUAUUCUGCCGAUUCGUUUGACCGAGCUUAUGGUUCUGUAAUGAGUAAUCCCGUGACCAUACCCACACCUCAAGGCAUCCAACCACCGUUUCCAUAUCCCUACCCCCCAGUCCCUGUUCAGCAUUCAGUUAUUCAGGCGAGUGUUCCAUGUCCAAUCACCGCUUAUGUGGGACCAAGUGCAAAUUAUUUGAUUCCACCACCGCCUCCUCCCCCAAGUGUCUUUUGUCAGCCACUUGUCCAUUUUAAUAACCAGUCAUCAGUUCCACCACAAAACUUCCAAACUCCAGCGAAUAACACUGUCUCUCCUUCAGCUACUCAUUCGGAUAUAGAACACGUUAGAACACAACCCCUAGAAGUUACAGUAGAAGAAUCAGUACCAUGCGAUGAUCCUAUGGAUAUAGAAUCCUUAAGUCCUAAUAGUCCUGCUGAUGAAUCUACUGCAUCAUUGUUACAUGAAAAUUCAGAAUUCUGCGGAGAACGUCAUUCAUCUAAAGUCAGCGAAAAAAGUUCAUACCGACAACCUAACAAGAUUGCUUGGCAUGAUGUCCAUUUACUGUUGGAUGAUGUUUCUGAAGAUGAAGAAAAAGAUGUGAAUUCGAAGUCACCGACUUCUCUUGGAAACUCCAUUCCAUAUUCAGACCAUUCCUCAGUUCCAAGGUCACCACAUACAAUUUCUCAGUCCUAUGAUCGGAACCUAUCAGUUCAGAGUACUUUCUCCCGUAAUAUUCAUAAUGCAGAUGAUUGCAUACGCUCUACCUCACCUAUCGCUUACGAUGAACGCAAACAUCGAAAUAAAUACAUGACAUCUACUUUAGAAUAUAAUCCAGAAAGUUAUGUUUCGAACUUUAAAACUGAAAGUGCAAGAUUAUGUCAUGAACAAAAGUCUGAUUCUAACGAUUCAUACUCAACAAAUACAUCUACGAAUCGUACGAAUCAUAAUUACUCUAAGUACUCAAGGUCGUCCACUUCACCGUUCUCUACUAGUCAGUUAUGUGAUGCGAAUGACUGGUGUACAAAAUCUACUGGGAUGAGCUCGCGAAUCGAAAUAUAUCACGGUAGUCAAUCAAUAAGAAGAUCCCAAACUUCUUCGACUAAAAGUAAGGUAUUUAAUAAAAGAUCCUCUUGUAUUGUGUUCUGCGAUUUUUACAGAUGAAGUUUACGAAUUUUGUGUUUCCAUUUAGAAAUUGUCUCUGAUCAAUACAAUUUUAUUUACUUAUUUUAGUCGACUAUUUCUAGAAUUAUAUCUCUACUAUUUUACACUUCAGUAAUUUAAAAUGGGAACAAUGAGUUAUGUUUUGCGAGGAGAGAAUGUGUAUCGUAAAAUAGUUUGAAUAUGGGGCAUUUUGCCUUUUUAAAUUUUCUAAAUUAUAUAUGAAAGUGUAAUAGUUACAGAUUUCGUAUAUUCUACUUAAGGGGAAUGGUGAAUUGUAAUUCUUCGUUAUUAUGCCUAUCAGGUAUAUCAUACAACUAUAAUAUGUUUCAUAUGUAUGUCAAAGUAAGAUUCGAUUCCUUGUACAACUUUAAAAAAAAACAGCCAGUUUUGAGGAAAGGCUUUAUUUGAGCAUCAAUUAAAACCCUAGCGAUCGUUUCGAACAAGUAUUCACUUACUCUGACCAUGUUUACUUUAAAUAAAGUACUUAUGAAAUCAUGCAUUUACGGGAUUUCGACCUAGUAAUUUGUGUAGUUUAUCAACAAAGAAAUGGAUCCCGUUUAAAUUGUAUUAGCUACAUUGCAAUAAUAUACAGAAAUGGGUUUAAGUAACAAACUCGUUGUACAAAAAUCUGCGUAUUGCAUUAGAUAAUUCGUUUAAUAAAAUGUGGUCACGUGUAAUAUAUGAAUGAUGACUAUUUGCAAUUACGUUUGAUACCGUUCAAAACUGACACCAGUGGAAAAGCAGGUUGAACAGUUCGUAGUACGAAUAGUUCAAGAUUUCCUUACAGUUUAAAUUCUAGAUAAACUUUAAAAUUCCAUGUUAGUCAAAUUUUCAUAGUCUACGAACUCAUUUAAUGUAUUCGCCUUUUUAUAAGUUGUUACCUUGUAUUGAAGUCCAGCUAGCCUUAAAUCUCAGGUACAUACAGCUUUUAUUCCAGUUAGUGUCCAGGCUUAUGAUGAUGAUUGAUGUAUACUUCUAUGACCUAGUAAGAUUUUGUAGGAACUCAAAGUCUCAUAAUUUCUGAUCAUUUGGUAGUUGUAAGGGAAACGAAUUUAUUCAAAGUAAAUGUGUUUGGUCAGUAACUCAUCUAGUGAAACGUACUAUUGUAUUCAAAACUGCUAAGCGAUCAUAAUUAAUUUUGUUACUAUGAAACGAUUAUUUCCAUGUAUUGUUUUUGAAAUAGAUCAACCAGUAUAUAGCCCAACGAGCCACUCUGAGCGUCAUCUUUCAGACACGUUUAGACAAUCACAUUACACGAAAAGUCCGGAUAUUUUUAUGGAUCGUCGUUUAAAGUCAGACUAUCCAUCGAGCAGUUCUCUGUCCAAUCAGUUCCGUUCAUCACCAGAUUCUAUGGUUCAGACAAAGAUGCGAAGUAACAAAAGUUAUCCUAACAUUACAUCAUCCUGUGAAUGGGCAAGAAAUGAAUCACGUUCCCCUGAAGAACAUUCUAGUAGAUCAUCCUCAAUGUUCUCACAAGGUAACUACUCAUUGUCGUCAGUUUCAGAACGUGUGACACCAGAUCCAACAACAACUUCCCAAUACCCCAGUUCAUCCACCUAUAAGACUUUCGAAACAGGUAGAACAUUGAGUUUCAAAAAUAAAACACUACUUUUUCUUCUUUAUCUAAUUGAUGUACUUUUUAAAUCAUUUUAUAUCGGUAUUUUAGAAACAGUAAAUGCGUAUUCUCCUGACCUCGCUUCUGAUCGGUUAACUCGGAAACGUGAAAUUGAAGCCAGAUUGAAAGAGAUUGAGUCAACUGAGCGGAAGCUGCUGAACUGGAAAAAAAUGCAGAGUUACGGGAAAGAAGCACGACCGUUCACAAACCGUGAUGAUGUGGAAUAUGGACCAGAUUAUAGGAAACUCCCAAAGAAAUAUCUGAAGUGAUUUCGGCAAGAAGAACAAACCACUAACUGAUGAGUUAGCAAAUACUUCUACACGACUGUUAAUCUCAGCGUUAUACCUCCACCACCCUCAAAUUAUUCCCAUGAACUGUGAUUAUAAUGAAGUGUGCACCAGCCUGAAAUGAUUUAUUUCGAAAGUACAUGCGUUGUUUUUGCGUGCAGUUUUAUGGUCGCUGAAAGCACAUCGAUUUCAUGUAUAGACUAUAAAAUCCAUUUAUUUCAUUAAAAACUUUAUCAAUAAUAAAUUAUUCUAAAUUAAAUAUUGACAACAAAUCUUUAGUAAAGUGGAAUAAAAGUUAGUUUAAGUAUCACAAACUGCAAUGUUAUUUAUGCUUCAUUUGGCCAAUUCGAGUUCC